Pocillopora damicornis (cauliflower coral) is the source of this 3808-nucleotide messenger RNA. Its product is annotated as tetratricopeptide repeat protein 12. The record is from RefSeq and is a predicted model, not a curated record. Gene Ontology annotation, biological process: sperm axoneme assembly; axonemal dynein complex assembly. Gene Ontology annotation, cellular component: cytoplasm; centrosome. Gene Ontology annotation, molecular function: protein binding. NCBI's taxonomy places the organism in Eukaryota, Metazoa, Cnidaria, Anthozoa, Scleractinia, Pocilloporidae.
GGCGUCCGUCACUUAAAAUGGAGGAUGCGACUGGAAAGGAAGAAGAACUUCAGAAAUUUCUGGGAAAAGUCGAUGAGAUUGGUAUUAAGAGUUCCUUGCACACAUUUGAUUCUCGCUGAACAGAAUUAGUGAUCGCAAAGCGUUAAUUACACUUCCUAUAUAUUUCCAGUAUCCGCCGUUUAAAAUUUGCCAAUCUUCAGUACAUGAAGUGUAAAUAUUAUUACACGAUCUGUUGCUAGUGCAACACAAACGUAUCAUCAUUUUAUUUUCCGAACAAUAUCUUUCUUAUUUACUUGUACAAUGUGAGCAAGAAGCUGUAUUUUGUCUUCGUAUGGUAAAUGGCUGCCUGAUCUCGGUUAGAAGGCAUGUUUUGACCGUUGUUGCAGUGCUUGGUCUUACAGUGAGCCGACAUAUAUAGACUGAUUGUAACAAUUAAUAAUAGGAAUGUAACUGUUCACGUCCAUAUUGAUAAGAAUAUGUCCGGCUCAUUAUCAUAUACUGAUGAGAGACAAAAUGAUCACUGAUUUAUCAAGUAUCUACUCUAGUUUCUGAUUGUAUGUAUUGCCAUGUAGAUUUCUCAUAACUGUUGCAUAUAAGAGCAACAAAGAAAUGAAUUUGUGCCAAUUGUUAUAUGUCACGGGAACACUUCAAAAGUGAUUUAAACAUAGGCCCUUGGUUUGUUAAUUCCUCCAAUCUGCUAAACUUCAUUGGAAAGGCACACUGAGGACAAUUUUGUUGCAUGAUUUUGUUGUUGUUUUUCUUUUUUCCAGAUUCCAUUAUGAAAGAUUUAACAUGUGGUGACUAUGAAAGGCAAAACAAAGCUCUAUCAGCUGCAGAUGAGUUCUUGAAGCGACACAGGGCUGAAAAUGAUGAUGAUUCUGAUGAUGAAUGUAAACAAGUCAAAACAAAGGCUGAGAGAACAGUCAUUUCUAAAACUGAGGAGAGAAGACUUCUAGAUCCAUCAACUGCCUUGGGUGAAAUGGUUAGAGAGAUGCAGGAGAAGUUUGUGCAGAGAAGUUCAUGAAAGCAGUUGAAGAAGAUGCUAAGGAGAGGGCAAAGAUAAAAAAGAGGUCUGAAGCAGAAGCUGAAAAACUCAAAGGAAAAGGAAAUGCUGCUUUCAAGGAAGGGAAUUAUCCAGAAGCUAUUAGUAACUACACAGUGGCAAUCACUAAAAGUGGCUCCAAUCCAGUACUUUACACCAACAGAGCUCAGGCAUACAUCAAACUGAAUGACUUCGAUUCUGCAAUCCAAGACUGCAAUCUUGCAUUGAAGAUUGAUCCCAGGUGGGUGAAAGCUUUUGUUCACAAAGCAAGAGCAUUACAAGCUCAAGGAAAAUUUGAUGAGGCCAUCUCAGUUCUGAAGGACGCCAUCAAAGAGGCACCAAAGCAAGAAAAAGUGUUAAAAUCUUACAUUACUGAGGCUGAGUCAGCAAAAAAAAGACUUCAGGAUGAAAAAGAGGCUGCUGGUAUUGCUGGAGAGGAGAGUGGAGAGUUGAUAAGAGACUCCAUAAACAGACUACAGAAAAACAGCCUGGCCACAUCACAAUAUACUGACGCAACAAGGAAACUCCUUCCACUUCUUGAUAGCAGUGCAAACAGAACAUUAUUCAGAUGCUAUGGAGGUUUUCAGAUCAUAGACUGCAAUAAUACUUUUAAAAAGUACUGGGAAGGAGCAGCUGUCUGUGUAAUGUUGGAAGACAUAGACUUAAUUUGUGAAAUUUUAAGAAUUCUAAUGGAGGCAUGUACUGAUAAUGAUCACAAUGUAGAGGAGUUUCUCAAAAAAGAUCACACUCCAUCAUUCAAUCGUUUCCUGCGAGAUCCAACCUCUCCUGUCAUUAAGACAGCUGCCACAUCAUUUCUUCACCAGCUGUCCCAAACUAAAAAAGGCAGAGUUGGUCUCACUACUUGCAAACAUAUCAAGUGUGUCACUGAGGCGCUAUUUUCACUGGCACAGAGGGGAACUAACACAGCUGUUGUAGCAAUGUCCACAAUUAAUAACCUAGCCCUGGAACUAGGAUUCUGUGAAAAAAUCAGAGAUUUGGUUGACAAAGACUUUCUGAGCAUCUCUCAGAAAUUUGUGAGAAAGUUGUGUGAAGUAAACACAGAGGUUUCCCAUGAACCAACAGACAGCUGGUCUCUAGUUUCAUCUGGUUUGUCAGCUUUAGCCAACAUGGCCAAGGACACAUGUAUCAGAAAAAAGAUUGCUGAUGAACAAGAUUGGUGGGAAACAAGUGUCAAGUUCCUGGACUGCAAUAUCUCUGGAAUAAAGGAUCAAAAAGUGAGAAGCUCCAUUUAUUCUCUUCUGGGUUUGUUGGCAAACAUAUCUUUGCAAUCAAACCAGCAUCAAAAGGAUGCUGCUCCAAGAUUGAUUCCAUCACUCAUUGAAAUGCUUAACACAGGUUAUGAUGAAGUUUGUGAGCGCAGUCUUGCUACCCUGAGAAAUAUUUUAGCUCAUUCUACAGAUGCUCUAAAUCAAGCAUGUGAUCAGAAAAUCCACAUUCACAUCAUGCGCAUUCUAAAGCUGGUCAUCUUAAGCAGCCAUUUUCAGGUUGGAUGGGGAGCAAGUACAAGAGAAACUGUAAAAAAAUAUGCAAUCAAGUCACUGGCAUUGUGCACAAUGGAGAGAAAAGAUGCCAGAGAAGCUGUACUCAGUGAAAAAGCUUUGGACUUCUUGGUUCAAUUACUUCAUUCUACAGAUGAGACCAUCAUAGGAAAUACAGCACUCUGCAUUGGCCACUGUGCUGAUAUGGAGGGAGUAAGUGAACAUUUGGCCAGUGAUAAUGGUGUGGUGGAAAUCCUACUGAAGCAUGCAACAAAUGAUGAGCUAAGCAAAGAUGUCAAACAGAAUGCUGCCAUUUGUUUAGCAAAACUUGCAACAUCAGACAAAAGACAUCUCGAAAAGCUAAAAGAAAUGCAUGGACUUGAAAUUCUUCACUCUGUUAUCCAGAACACGAAUCUCAGCUGAUAUGAUAAUGGCAGAGUUUUUAAACUGCUGAAACAACAAUAAGCUUUCUCAAGUCUGGUCUUAGAUUUCCUCCCUAAAGAGUGGGAAAGAAGCAAGGCUUGAUUUCUGAAAAACCAAUUGGUUAUCAAGCCUACAACAGCAUCAGCAGCCUCAGCAACUCAACACUUCACUAAGAAGAAUGAAGGGAUUUUUACUCUUUGUAAUUAUAUAAUUAUGUUGCACUCAUUAUGGACUUAAGUAAGGCAAACAGUAAUUGCUUAAAUUACAAACUUGUAUUGUUGUGUAGUGCUGGCACUGUUUCUUAGGUGCAGUCAGAUAAUCUGCUUGCAGUCUUUAUUCAGUAUGUACUAUUUAUUUUAAAAGGGAGUGUAAUAACCCAAGUGUAUUUACUGGUAAGUUUGAAGUAGGUGAAACUUUGACACUUGUGUUUAGAGUGAUUGAGCCAUUUUGCUUCCAAGAUCUAAAGAUCAACUAUCAGAACUGUCAGCCAUACAUUUCUUAUCUUCUUAGCAGACACAUUUUGGUAUUAAAUUAAACAAUAUUUCUAAGUUUUCAUUUUUCCAUCUUUUCAUUGCCUUUCCUCUUCACAAAGUGUGGACAUUGUAAAGGAAAAUAACUCACAGGUCACUCCUGAGGGUACAAGGGACAAGAAGUUGUUCAACUAUGAUUUUUAUGGGGAAAAAACUAUUUGUAUGAUUGCUUUGUUUUCAGAAAGCUUAUUGAUCAAAACACUUGUUAAUUGAUUUGAUUAUCCUCAAAAUGUAGUUUCCAAAAGUCACAAAGUUAUGUUCAGUAGUCAUUAACAAAUGAGGUCAGAUUGUGACUAAUAAACCUGAAAAUAUGA